AUGAAGGAGGUGAUUAGAAUGAAGGAACCUAAGGGGCUGGAGAACCAUAUUGCCGCAGUCCUACGAAUGGAAUCGAGUGCUUUUUGUAAAGUGGUGAGCGAAGCAACCAAGAAGGGGGCAGUGACGCAACCGAAACCCUUUACAAACCCACUGAAGUCAUCUUCCGGGUACAACUCACAGAGAUCAAGUUCGGAGGCUGCAACCAAAUACAAUUCAGGUCAACAGUCGAAUACAAGCACUGCGGUAACUAAGAAAGAUCAGAGUAUUCAGAGCAGCUCUACAGAUACUCGUCCUCGAAUGAAAUAUUCGAAGGAAGAGUUAGAUAGGAUGCAAAGGGAGUUCAUUUGUUUCAAGUGUGGGGCAAAUGGGUGGACUCGAGCCCAUAAAUGUCCUAAUCAAGAGCUGCGAAUUCUUAUGGUAACCAAUGGAUGGGAACUGGAAGUGUUAGAUGAUCAGGAAAGAGAUGACAUUGAGCUGACGGAAUCAUCUAAAUCUCGAGAGUUGAUGACAUUAUCACUCAAUUCAUUCUUGGGUCGUCAUUCACCAAAGACAACCAAACUCUAUGGCAAGAUUGCUAACCUUGAGGUGAUCGUGAUGCUAGACAGUGGGGCUUCACAUAACUUCAUCACGCCAAAAGUGGUCCAGCGUCUGAAGCUGCAGAUUUGUGCUGAAACAAGCUUCGACAUUCAGCUAGGAAACGGUGUCACAGUACAGAGUUCAGGGGUGUGUGCUGAUGUUCAGUUUCAACUAGCAAAUGCAGAGUUCACAUCGGACUUCAUCACGUUGGAAUUACGGAUGGUGGAUGUUAUUUUAGGAAUUCAAUGGCUUGAGACUUUAGGAAAAUGCGAGGUGGAUUGGAAGGCGCAGGAACUGUCCUUUGUUCAUAAUGGGAACAAAGUGACACUGUUCGGGGAUCCAACACUCCAUUGUUCCAAACUCUCGAUGAAGUCAUUGGCUCCUAUCUCAACUACUGAUGUUAAAGGAAGAGUAGAGCUUUAUACAUCAGCAAGUGAGGUAACAUUACCCAUUCCGUGUAUUCCGUUGACGUUGGCGAAACUCUUGGAAUCCUUUGAUCAUGUAUUUGCCCUCCCUACGGGUCUACCUCCCUUUAGAGGCAUUGAUCACGCAAUAAAUUUGCAACCAGGAGUUUCCGCCAUCUCCGUGAGACCAUACCGUUACCCACACGCAACAAAGGUGAUUAUGGAAAAGAUGGUGAAUGAAAUGUUGGAAUCAGGAAUCAUCAGAAUCAGUACAAGUCCGUUCUCAAGUCCGGUCUUGUUGGUCAAAAAAAAGAUGGAACUUGGAGAUUCUGUAUUGAUUACAGAGCGCUGA
This is a messenger RNA of Brassica napus (rape), 1332 nucleotides long. RefSeq lists its product as uncharacterized. The transcript has a single exon. The record is from RefSeq and is a predicted model, not a curated record. NCBI's taxonomy places the organism in Eukaryota, Viridiplantae, Streptophyta, Magnoliopsida, Brassicales, Brassicaceae. The coding region runs from base 1 to 1332 and encodes 443 amino acids.